UUUCCCCAUAAGCAAGAAAACAAGUGAGUAUUACUCUCCAUUCAUUCAUAAAAAAAACCAACCCCAUUCUGUUCUCAUUUCUCAGGAAAGACUUUACUAUUUUAAGCGAUUCAAUAUCACUGAGAAUAAGCUCUACUUCUCGAUGACUAUGAUGCAGAUGCAAUUAGGUUCAUCUUCAUUUGAUCAAGAAAACAAGAUCUUUGGAAUGAUGGCUAAUGAUCAUCAUCAUAAAGCAGAAGAAGAAGAUGAUGAUUCAUUUUCAUCGGAUGUUUCGAGUGUUGUAUCGUCAGAUGAUGAAUCUGACGAUGCAUUUGAAGAUAGUUGUCCUUCUACGGAUGAUAGUCAUGCCUUGGGUGACAUGUCAGAUCUACUUCAACAACUUCCCUCCAAGAGAGGAUUAUCUAAGCACUUUCAAGGGAAAUCACAAUCUUUCACAUCUCUAUCAAAAGUGAUAUGUUUACAAGAUCUUGCAAAACCAGAAAACCCUUACAACAAGAAACUAAAAUCAUGCAAAAGUUAUGUUGGAUUGUCAAGAAUGCUACCACCACCUACAAGAAGUGCAUCUUCUUCAAAGCUUUUUAAUAAAAAGACAUCUUCUUCAAGGGCUUGUUGUUCUUCAUUAAGUUAUGGUAGUAGGCCACCUACACAUCCAUCUCAUAGUAAUGGUACUACAAGUGCUAGUGGCUUUUCAAAUCAAACUCCUUUGUUUGUUUGAGACAAUCAUACAUAUAUAUAUAUAUGUAAUGUUAGAUUCUUAUCAUUAAUUUGUUGCGAUUUGCGGAGAGAUUGUGUUGAUCAUCACACGUAUUUGUAUUAAGUAUUUGAGAUACAAUACGAUCAUUGUGUAUAUAUUACUCGUAAUAUUAGAUUUAUUUACGGGAA
Erigeron canadensis is the source of this 882-nucleotide messenger RNA. RefSeq lists its product as uncharacterized. Bases 143 to 715 code for a protein of 190 amino acids. NCBI's taxonomy places the organism in Eukaryota, Viridiplantae, Streptophyta, Magnoliopsida, Asterales, Asteraceae. The record is from RefSeq and is a predicted model, not a curated record. The transcript is spliced from 2 exons.